Acanthisitta chloris (rifleman) is the source of this 1451-nucleotide messenger RNA. Its product is annotated as peroxisome proliferator-activated receptor gamma coactivator-related protein 1-like. The record is from RefSeq and is a predicted model, not a curated record. Lineage: Eukaryota; Metazoa; Chordata; Aves; Passeriformes; Acanthisittidae. Gene Ontology annotation, biological process: positive regulation of transcription by RNA polymerase II. Gene Ontology annotation, cellular component: nucleus. The transcript is spliced from 9 exons. Gene Ontology annotation, molecular function: RNA binding; transcription factor binding. Bases 1 to 1221 code for a protein of 406 amino acids.
AUGUCCCCUGCUGCUGGCCCUGUUGAGGAGUCGCCCGACACCUGCCCCUCAGAGAAGGCUGCAGAGCCAGACAAGGAAGCAGGGGAGAAAGCCCUCCCAGAGCCUAAGGCAGCUGCUGAGCAGGAGACACCUGGCCAAAAAUCCACCUCCCAGGCUGUGGUACCACCAGUGAAAGCAGGACGAGAGAGCAGUCUGCCCACGAAGGCAUCUGCUGUGCGGCCAUGGAGGCACCAGCCACUCCUCAGCCCAGCACAGCCCAGUGACAGCAGCAAGGACAUCGUGCAAGCCUUCAUCAGCGAGAUCGGGAUUGAAGCCACUGACCUGUCCAGCCUACUGGAGCAGUUUGAGAAGUCUGAAGCCAAGAAGGAGGAGGCUCCUGUGCAGCGCCUCGAGGACAGGCGGCCAAUGGGGAGCUCCGGACAGGAGCCCCUGGAGACGGCCUGCCUAGCCCCCCUGGAUUAUCGGACUAGCAUCCCCAACAAGGCCACCACCAGGUGCAGCAGCCCCCCCACCUCGGUGCUGCUGUCUCCAGCUGCAUCCCCCUGCCGGGACCAGGAGGUGCAGACUCCCAGUGCCCAGCCCAGCCAUGCUGCUGCCAAGAGGUACCACCGCUCAAGAUGUUCCCACAGCUCCUCCUCUCACUCCAGCUGUGGAUCAUGUGGCAGGUCCCAGGACAGGUCCUCAUCCUCAUCGUCAGCAUCCUCCUACUCAUCCAGGUCCACAUCCCGCAGCCAGUCCCGCUCCCCCUCACCCCGCAGGAGGAGUAACAGGCGGAGAAGAUACAGUUAUGAUGCACAGGACCACUACCAAAGGCAGAGGAUCCUCCAGAAGGAACGUGCAAUAGAGGAACGACGAGUUGUGUUUAUCGGCAAGAUCCCUAGCCGGAUGACGCGGUCAGAGCUGCGGCACCGUUUUUCUGUGUUUGGGGACAUCGAGGAGUGCACACUGCACUUCCGCUCUGAGGGCGAUAACUAUGGCUUUGUCACCUACCGCUAUGCCGAGGAAGCCUUUGCUGCCAUUGAGAGUGGGCACAAGCUGCGGCGCCCGGAUGAGCAGCCCUUUGACCUGUGCUUUGGCGGCCGCCGGCAGUUCUGCAGGAGGAACUAUGCUGACUUGGACUCAAAUCGGGAGGAUUUCGACCCAGCUCCCGUCAAGAGCAAGUUUGACUCCCUGGACUUCGACACGCUGCUGCGGCAGGCACAGCGCAGCCUGCGGAGGUAGCGGCAGGCGAGGCGGAGCACCCGCCCCCACUUUUAUACUCAAAUACAAAAGACAAAAAAGUAUGGAGAGAGAUAUGGGGUUUUUAAGAAAAAGAAAAAAGAAAAAAAGAAAUUUGUUUUAUAGCCAAUAUUUAAGGAGAGGACAGGUCAUUGGUCUUUGAUGGGAGGGGCCCGGGUGAGUGGCAGCCCUGGGCGUGCCUCAGACAUAUAAUAAAUGCGGAUGCCCAAACA